AUGGCUCUGACACAAACUUCCACGGGAGAUGUUGCAGGAGCUGGUGCUGGGAACAGUAGUUCCAGUAGCAACAACCCAGGGAACAGUAGUUCCAGUAGCAACAACCCAGGGAACAGUAGUUCCAGUAGCAACAACCCAGGGAACAGUAGUUCCAGUAGCAACAACCCAGGCAACAGUAGUUCCAGUAGCAACAACCCAGGGAACAGUAGUUCCAGUAGCAACAACCCAGGGAACAGUAGUUCCAGUAGCAACAACCCAGGGAACAGUAGUUCCAGUAGCAACAACCCAGGGAACAGUAGUUCCAGUAGCAACAACCCAGGGAACAGUAGUUCCAGUAGCAACAACCCAGGGAACAGUAGUUCCAGUAGCAACAACCCAGGGAACAGUAGUUCCAGUAGCAACAACCCAGGGAACAGUAGUUCCAGUAGCAACAACCCAGGGAACAGUAGUUCCAGUAGCAACAACCCAGGGAACAGUAGUUCCAGUAGCAACAACCCAGGGAACAGUAGUUCCAGUAGCAACAACCCAGGGAACAGUAGUUCCAGUAGCAACAACCCAGGGAACAGUAGUUCCAGUAGCAACAACCCAGGGAACAGUAGUUCCAGUAGCAACAACCCAGGGAACAGUAGUUCCAGUAGCAACAACCCAGGGAACAGUAGUUCCAGUAGCAACAACCCAGGGAACAGUAGUUCCAGUAGCAACAACCCAGGGAACAGUAGUUCCAGUAGCAACAACCCAGGGAACAGUAGUUCCAGUAGCAACAACCCAGGGAACAGUAGUUCCAGUAGCAACAACCCAGAGAACAGUAGUUCCAGUAGCAACAACCCAGGGAACAGUAGUUCCAGUAGCAACAACCCAGGGAACAGUAGUUCCAGUAGCAACAACCCAGGGAACAGUAGUUCCAGUAGCAACAACCCAGAGAACAGUAGUUCCAGUAGCAACAACCCAGAGAACAGUAGUUCCAGUAGCAACAACCCAGGGAACAGUAGUUCCAGUAGCAACAACCCAGGGAACAGUAGUUCCAGUAGCAACAACCCAGAGAACAGUAGUUCCAGUAGCAACAACCCAGGGAACAGUAGUUCCAGUAGCAACAACCCAGGGAACAGUAGUUCCAGUAGCAACAACCCAGGGAACAGUAGUUCCAGUAGCAACAACCCAGGGAACAGUAGUUCCAGUAGCAACAACCCAGGGAACAGUAGUUCCAGUAGCAACAACCCAGGGAACAGUAGUUCCAGUAGCAACAAUCUAAAGCGGAAUAACAUCAAGUACCAGUAA
Molecule: messenger RNA, 1275 nt
Organism: Procambarus clarkii (red swamp crayfish)
Lineage: Eukaryota; Metazoa; Arthropoda; Malacostraca; Decapoda; Cambaridae
Source: RefSeq, a predicted model, not a curated record